UUAUUAUCACACAGUCUGUUAUAAAUUUCAGCCAAGAUGGCUGCCCCAAAUCAUUACAUUGAGAUAUUUCUUUUGCCAAGUUUAUACCUUGUUAUAUUUUGGUGGGACAGAUUUCCAUUAGCCUUGUCGAGCUACUGCAAAAGAAACUUCAGGCAUGAAACAUGUCCUCACUGGACAACCCCAAACCAUUCCUUUAAUGUUGGCGGUACGCCUGACGCAAGGUGACACUGUCGGCGUCACGUGUCAUGUUUGAAGAUUUUCCAAACCCAAGCCUGGGUCAGCUGUUCUUCUCUGGGGGAAAAAAAACUGAGCUCCAAAGACUUCCUGCAUGUAAUUUAGUUGAAAUAAAUGUAUAUGGUGUAAUCUUUUAAAUUCAAGACAGAGUAAAAAAGGAAACAACUGUUUCUAGCUGCUAUCAAGUAACAGGAACUUGUUGCACAGAUGUUCCACAACAUAAAAUGUUGAAUUAAAAAAACAGAAAUGGAUAAAAAAAAAAAGUACAACAUGUUUUUAAUGGAUAAAUUAGGAAAUUGGCAAAUUGCUGUGGUAUGAAUGAGGAAUGAAACACUUCAGGAUCAAUUCUUCCUCAAGCCGCAUCAUACUGCCCCCGCUGCUGAUUAUUUUCCUAUAAUAGCACACCAUCAAGGGUUUCAUUCCUUACAUGAUAUUUACUGCACAUUUACUUUACUGAGGUAAAGUAAUGAAGGCUACAAUGCUAACUGAGGUAAAGUAAUGAAGGCAACAGUGCUAACUGAGGUAAAGUAAUGAAGGCUACAAUGCUAACGGAGGUAAAGUAAUAGCAAUAGUAAUAGCACACCAUCAAGUGUUUCAUUCCUUACAUGAUAUUUACUGCUCUCUUUGAAAAGAAAAAGUGUUCAUUCACAGGGUUUUUAUCAAGUGCACAUUGAUGGCUGAUUAUUAUCAAUAUCAUUAUUAUUUUUCACAUUGAUGAGGAUUUCCACAUUUCGCAGGAUGCCAGAAAACAUAAACAUGGAUCGUGUGAAGAAAGGAGGUUGUGGGGCUACGGUGAGCUUCCACAACAUCCAUUACAGCAUCAACAGCAGGACUGGGAUGCUCUGCAAACAGAAGAAGACCCAGAAAAACAUCCUCAUCGACCUCAAUGGAAUUAUGAAGCCUGGAAUGAACGCCAUAUUAGGAGCCACAGGGAGCGGAAAAUCCUCUUUUUUGGAUGUGCUGGCAGCGAGGAAAGAUCCAAAAGGACUGACUGGAGAGGUGCUGAUAGAUGGCGCACCACAGCCGCCCAACUUUAAAUGUCUGUCUGGAUACGUAGUGCAGGAUGACGUGGUGAUGGGAACGCUAACAGUGAGGGAGAAUCUGCGCUUCUCGGCAGCGUUGAGGCUUCCGAUGUCUAUUGGUCAGAAGGAGAAGGAGGAGAAAGUGGAGCGACUGAUUGAUGAGCUCGGGCUGACUAAAGUAGCUGACUCACGGGUGGGCACGCAGCUGAUUCGUGGCAUUUCGGGAGGCGAGAGAAAGAGGACCAACAUUGGCAUGGAACUUAUCAUCGAUCCAUCUGUCCUCUUCCUGGACGAGCCGACAACCGGACUGGAUGCGAGCACGGCUAACUCUGUCCUGUCGCUCCUGAAGAGGAUGUCGAAUCACGGCCGUACCAUCAUCCUGUCCAUCCACCAGCCGCGUUACUCCAUUUACCGGCUGUUCGACACACUCACCCUGCUGGUGUCGGGUAGACAGGUUUACCACGGGCCUGCUCAGAGUGCACUGGACUACUUCAGCAACAUCGGCUUCACUUGUGAACCCCAUAACAACCCCGCUGACUUCUUCCUGGAUGUCAUUAAUGGAGAUUAUACUGCAGUGUCUGAAAGCAAGCUAGAGGAUAAUGCAGAGCUGGAUCAUAAGCAGUAUGCAUCGACCCGUCAGAACAUCGAGGACCGUCUGGUGCAGGAGUACCAGCAGUGGUCGUACCACAAGCAGACCAAAGACGAGCUGGAGCAAAUCACGCAGGGACGCAAGUACGACAAUCGGCCCAAAUCGCGCACCAUCACCUACAACACGUCCUUCUGCCACCAGUUCAAAUGGGUGCUGAAGAGGACAUUCCGCAACCUGAUGCUCAACCCACAGACCUCCUUUGCUCAGGUCGGCGUGACUCUUUUCUUAGCUCUGAUUGUUGGUGCCAUCUUUUUCAGUGUGUCCAACAAUAGAAGUGGAAUCCAGAACAGGAUGGGCGCCUUGUUCUUCAUCACCACCAACCAGUGUUUCAGCUCGCUGUCGUCCGCCGAACUCUUCAUCACAGAACGCAAGCUCUUCCUACAUGAGUAUGUUAGCGGUUAUUACAGAGUGUCGGUGUACUUCCUGUGUAAGCUGCUCUCAGAUAUUCUCGUACUGCGCACUUUUCCAGCCAUCAUUUUCAGCUCUGUGGCCUACUGGAUGAUCGGGUUCAAAGUGGAUGUUGGGUCAUUUUUCAUCUUCAUGUUCACCGUCGCCAUGACUGCGUACACGGCGACAUCCAUGGUGAUGGCCAUCUCUGCGGAUCAGAACGUAGUGGCCAUCGCCAACAUCUACAUGACCAUAACCUUCGUGUUCAUGAUGAUUUUCUCAGGAUUGUUGGUGAAUUUGCCAAGCAUUGCUGACUGGCUGAGCUGGUUAAAAUACUUCAGCAUUCCACGCUACGGCCUUACUAGUCUCCUGGUGAACGAGUUUGUUGGGCUGGAAUUCUGUGACCCUCCUAUGACUCAACCCAAUUUUACUGUAGUCUUCAAUUGUACGUCUGGAGAGGCUUUUCUGACGGAGCAGGGCAUCGAUUACUCCACCUGGGGCAUGUGGCAGAAUAACGUGGCUCUGGGCUGCAUGAUCGUCAUAUUCCUGAGUAUCGCGUACCUCAAACUGCUCUUAAUUAAGAAAUUUACAUAGACACACACACACUCAAGCUGAUUUUCCGAAAUUCAUUCUGGGGUUUGAGUCACACUUGAGCUAUUUACAUUUAAAACCACAGAAAACUGACUUCAUCUUUUAAAAUGACAAAUUUUUCCCCCCUUAUUAUACUGCACUAGCGCCGCCUCCUCCCUAGCUCCUCCCUCUCAUUACCUCCUUCUUUUCCUUAUUUAAUCAACAUUUACUUAAUCGCGCCCCAGUUUCCCUGAUUCUUUACCAGUUUGUACAUUUCAUAGCUACACAGCUUUUUCCAGCUAUUUCUACACUUUUUUUUUUUUCUUAUUCUUCUUGUAGGUCUGUUUUUUCCCUCUGCAUAUCAUAUUUAUCAGAGGUGUCCAAACUCAGUCCUGGAGGGCCACUGUCCUACAGAGUUUAGCUUCAACUUGUCAACACACCUGCCUGGAAGUUUCUAGUAUGCCUAGCAAGGCCUUGAUUAGCCAUUUCAGAUUUAAUUGGGGUUAGGCGCUAAACAGUGCAGGACAGUGGCCCUCCAGGAGCAGGAUUGGACUCCCCUGAGAUAUAUUAUAUAUUAUAUGAACAUGUAUACGAACACUGCACGUUUGUUCACAAACUGAGUUUAAUUCCAGCUCUGAAGGCUACACAAGCGUUAUGUGGAGAGAAAAAUAAAAACUUUAUAUUAUGGGACAGUUACAGUUGUUUUGAUGUAAUGUAAUUUUUUUUAAAAUGAUUACAAUAAACUUUUUUUUUUUUUGCA
Ictalurus furcatus (blue catfish) is the source of this 3622-nucleotide messenger RNA. It is a transcript of the gene abcg2a, whose product is annotated as ATP-binding cassette, sub-family G (WHITE), member 2a. NCBI's taxonomy places the organism in Eukaryota, Metazoa, Chordata, Actinopteri, Siluriformes, Ictaluridae. Gene Ontology annotation, molecular function: ATP binding; ATP hydrolysis activity; ABC-type transporter activity. The record is from RefSeq and is a predicted model, not a curated record. Bases 949 to 2886 code for a protein of 645 amino acids. The transcript has 15 exons. Gene Ontology annotation, cellular component: plasma membrane.